AGCAGGUUUUCACUGCUGCUGGUGCUACAAUGGCCAGUCUGGUUCUUAACGAGACUGGGAUGGAGAAUUGUGACAUCGAUGACUCCUUCAAGUACAACCUGUACGGUGUGGUGUAUAGUGUUGCAUUUGUGUUAGGACUGGUCACUAACUGCGCCUCUCUGUUUGUCUUCUGCUGUCGCAUGAAGAUGCGCAACGAGGCCACGCUCUUCAUGACUAACCUUGCUUUAUCAGACUUAGUAUUUGUGUUUACGCUUCCUUUCAAGAUCUUUUAUAAUGUCAAUCGCCACUGGCCUUUUGGUGAUACACUGUGCAAGAUCUCAGGUGGGGCCUUCAUCACCAAUAUCUACGGUAGCAUGCUGUUCCUCACAUGCAUCAGUGUGGAUCGCUUUCUGGCCAUCGUUUACCCCUUCCGGUCACGUUCCAUCCGUACCCGCCGCAAUACCGUUAUUGUGUGUGCUACCAUCUGGUUGCUGAUACUGGGUGGGGGUAUGUCCGUGACCUUCUUCUCUUCCACCAACCAGUCCAAAACCAGCACCACCUGCUUUGAGGGCUUCUCCAAGAAAACAUGGAAGACAUAUUUGUCCAAGAUCACCAUCUUUAUUGAAGUUGUGGGGUUCCUCAUCCCACUGAUGAUCAAUCUAGCUUGCUCAUCCAUGGUACUGAGGACCUUACGUAGGCCCGCUACACUAUGUCAGAUUGGCACCAACAAGGAGCGAGUUCUUCGCAUGAUUGUGGUGCAUUUGGCCAUCUUUAUCAUUUGCUUUGUGCCUUACAAUUCCGUUCUGUUCAUCUAUGCCAUGGUGCGUACUCGAGCACUUGCAAGCUGCUGGGUGGAGAGGUUGGCACGAACGAUGUAUCCCGUAACACUUUGUGUGGCGACCUUCAACUGCUGCUUUGACCCAGUGGUCUACUACUUCACCUCUGAGUCAUUUCAAAAAUCACUGACCACCGGGAAGUGUCAGAGCAAGCAAGAAAACACACUGCGCAGUGAAGUUCCAGUGUUUAGCAAGGAAAACACUGACACAGAAGUAGCCUUUGAACCUAACACACUGAUCAACAACGGAAAAGAUCAGGCUGGUGAGACUCAGUUCUGA
Xyrauchen texanus (razorback sucker) is the source of this 1094-nucleotide messenger RNA. RefSeq names its product lysophosphatidic acid receptor 4 (gene lpar4). NCBI's taxonomy places the organism in Eukaryota, Metazoa, Chordata, Actinopteri, Cypriniformes, Catostomidae. Gene Ontology annotation, molecular function: lysophosphatidic acid receptor activity. Gene Ontology annotation, biological process: positive regulation of Rho protein signal transduction; phospholipase C-activating G protein-coupled receptor signaling pathway. Gene Ontology annotation, cellular component: membrane. The coding region runs from base 30 to 1094 and encodes 354 amino acids. The transcript has a single exon. The record is from RefSeq and is a predicted model, not a curated record.